Molecule: messenger RNA, 8667 nt
Organism: Hemicordylus capensis (graceful crag lizard)
Lineage: Eukaryota; Metazoa; Chordata; Lepidosauria; Squamata; Cordylidae
Gene: ARHGAP5
Product: Rho GTPase activating protein 5
Exons: 8
Coding region: 571-5067 (1498 amino acids)
Biological process (GO): signal transduction
Molecular function (GO): GTPase activity; GTP binding
Source: RefSeq, a predicted model, not a curated record
UGGAGGUGGGGGCGGGGAGGGGGAGAGAGAGUGUGUGUGUGUGCGUGCGCGAGAGAGCGAGCAGCCAGCGAGCGAGCUACUCCGUCAGCGAGCGAAGCCAGUGCCGGGGAGGCUCGGCCGCCGCCGCCGCCGCCAUUAUCAAGUCGAGAACACCGGGAAGGGAGGAGGGGAUGGGGCCAGGCCGGGACCUCUGAGGGGCGCUGCGGUCCGGAGGGGGAACGGCGGCUGCCGUCGGCGCGGAGCGAGAGCUUCGGGAAUGCUACCACUCUGGCCGCGCAGGAGCCGGAGAUCGAGAUCUCUCAGGGAAAAACCAUUUGAAAAUUUACAUGUGUGAUAUUGCUGCAGCGAAGAUCUUACAAAGUAUCACAGCCUUCUUGCUUGAUUUUCUGUAAGGAAAUGUGGACCACUUGGUCCUGAACACCUAACGUUAUUGCAAGCAUGAGGAUUCUUGAAGAACUGAACAUUUAAUUUUACAAGCUUGGAGAUACAAUAUUAGUGUGUAGAGGCACUUCUAAGAAUGAGUGCUACACCCAGUUGUGUUGGUAAAUACAGAAGGAUGAGAAGAACACUAUGAUGGCAAAGAACAAAGAGCCUCGCCCCCCAUCCUAUGCUAUUGGUGUGGUUGGACUUUCUGGGACUGAAAAAGACAAGGGGAACUGUGGAGUUGGGAAAUCAUGUUUGUGCAAUAGAUUUGUGCGUUCAAAAGCAGAUGAAUAUUACCCUGAACAUACCUCUGUGCUUAGCACAAUUGACUUUGGUGGACGUGUUGUUAAUAAUGAUCACUUUUUAUACUGGGGUGACGUGACGCAAUGUGGAGAGGAUGGAAUAGAUUGCAAAAUUCAUGUUGUUGAACAAACUGAGUUCAUUGAUGAUCAGACUUUUCUGCCACAUCGAAGUACAAACUUACAACCGUAUAUUAAACGUGCAGCUGCAACCAAAUUGCAGUCGGCAGAAAAACUUAUGUAUAUUUGCACAGAUCAGCUUGGAUUGGAGCAAGACUUUGAGCAAAAGCAAAUGCCUGAAGGCAAGCUCAACAUUGAUGGGUUUUUAUUAUGCAUUGAUGUGAGUCAAGGAUGCAAUAGGAAGUUUGAUGACCAACUUAAAUUUGUGAAUAACCUCUAUAUUCAGUUAUCAAAAUCUAAAAAACCUAUAAUAAUAGCAGCAACUAAAUGUGAUGAAUGUGUGGAACAUUAUUUACGAGAGGUUCAAUCAUUUGCUUCAAAUAAGAAGAACCUUCUGGUAGUGGAAACAUCUGCAAGGUUUAAUGUCAAUGUAGAGACAUGUUUUACUGCACUGGUACAAAUGAUGGAUAAAACCCGUGGAAAGCCUAAAAUAAUUCCUUAUCUGGAUGCCUAUAAAACACAGAGACAACUAGUUGUUACUGCAACAGAUAAAUUUGAGAAACUUGUGCAGACUGUGAGAGACUAUCAUGCCACUUGGAAAACGGUUAGUAAUAAACUGAAAAAUCAUCCAGAUUAUGAAGAAUACAUUAAUUUAGAGGGAACAAAAAAGGCCAAAAAUACAUUUUCAAAACACAUAGAACAGCUUAAACAAGAGCAUAUAAGAAAAAGAAGAGAUGAAUAUAUUAAUACAUUACCAAGAGCUUUUAAUACCCUACUGUCAAACCUUGAAGAGAUUGAACAUUUGAGUUGGUCAGAAGCUUUGAAAUUGAUGGAGAAAAGACCAGAUUUCCAUCUAUGUUUUGUAGUGCUGGAAAAAACACCCUGGGAUGAAACUGACCAUAUAGAUAAAGUGAAUGACAGGAGAAUUCCAUUUGACCUUUUGAGCACAUUAGAAGCUGAAAAAGUCUAUCAAAAUCAUGUACAGCAUCUAAUAUCAGAAAAAAGGAGAGUUGAAAUGAAGGAGAAGUUCAAAAAAACACUUGAAAAAAUACAGUUCAUUUCUCCUGGGCAGCCCUGGGAAGAAGUUAUGUGUUUUGUAAUGGAGGAUGAAGCUUUUAAAUAUAUUACAGAGGUGGAUAGUAGAGAAGUGUAUAGUAGGCAUCAACGGGAAAUAGUUGAAAAAGCCAAAGAAGAAUUUCAGGAAAUGCUUUUUGAACAUUCAGAACUGUUUUAUGAUCUGGAUUUAAAUGCAACACCUAGUUCUGAUAAAAUGAGUGAAAUCCACGCAGUUCUAAGUGAGGAGCCUAGAUACAAAGCUUUACAGAAACUUGCACCUGAUAGAGAAUCUCUUCUGCUUAAACACAUAGGGUUUGUGUAUCAUCCCACUAAAGAAACUUGUCUCAGUGGCCAAAACUGCAUGGACAUUAAAGUAGAACAGUUACUUGCCAAUAGUCUCUUGCAGUUGGACCAUGGUCGUUCAAAUUUAUAUCAUGAUAGUGCCAGCAUUGAUAAAGUUAAUAUUUUCAUUUUGGGUAAAGAUGGUUUUGCGCAAGAACUGGCAAAUGAGAUCCGGAUGCAAUCCACGGAUGAUGAGUAUGCCUUAGAUGGUAAAAUAUAUGAACUUGACCUUAGGCCAGUUGAUGCAAAGUCACCUUAUCUUCUAAGUCAGUUAUGGACUUCUGCCUUCAAACCGCAUGGGUUUUUCUGUGUGUUUAAUUCAAUUGAAUCACUCAAUUUUAUUGGAGAAUGCAUUGGGAAAAUAAGGACUGAAGCAUCUCAGAUAAGAAGAGAUAAGUAUAUGGCCACUCUUCCAUUUAUAUUAAUAUUAGCUAAUCAGAGAGAGAGCAAGAAUUUGCCAAUUCUAAGACAUCAAGGACAGCAAUUGGCAAACAAGUUGCAGUGCCCUUUUAUAGAUGUGCCUGCUGGUACCUACCCACGUAAAUUUAAUGAGGCUCAAAUAAAACAAGCGUUGAGGGGAGUUCUGGAAGCAGUUAAACACAAUUUUGAUGUUGUAAGCCCUCUUCCUACAAUUAAAGACCUCUCAGAAGCUGAUUUGAGAAUUGUUAUGUGUGCCAUGUGUGGAGAUCCUUUCAGUGUGCAUCUUAUUCUUUCACCCUUCCUUGACUCUCAUUCUUGUAGUGCUGCUCAGGCUGGCCAGAAUAAUUCACUAAUGCUUGAUAAAAUUAUAGGUGAAAAACGGAGGCGAAUACAGAUAACAAUAUUAUCAUAUCAUUCUUCAAUUGGUGUAAGAAAAGAUGAACUUGUUCAUGGAUAUAUACUAGUUUACUCUGCAAAACGAAAAGCAUCCAUGGGAAUGCUUCGAGCAUUUCUUUCAGAAGUGCAAGAUACUAUUCCUGUUCAGUUGGUGGCUGUUACUGACAGUCAGGCAGACUUCUUUGAGAAUGAGGCUAUCAAAGAAUUAAUGACUGAGGGUGAACAUAUUGCUACUGAGAUUACUGCUAAAUUUACAGCUCUAUAUUCUUUAUCUCAGUAUCACCGUCAGACUGAAGUUUUCACAUUGUUCUUCAGUGAUGUUUUAGAAAAGAAAAGCAUGAUUGAAAAUUCCUACAUGUCUGAUAGUACAAGAGAGACAACACACACAAGUGAGGAUGUUUUCCUGCAUUCUCCUAGAGGGAGCUCUCUUGCUUACAACUAUUAUCCAGAUUCUGAAGAUGAUACUGAAGCUCCACCUCCUUACAGCCCAAUUGGAGAUGAUGUACAGCUGCUCCCAACGCCUGAUCGCUCAAAAUAUCGUUUAGAUUUGGAAGGUAAUGAAUAUCCUGUUCAUAGCACACCACUUAAUUGUCAUGAUCAUGAACGCAACCAUAAAGUGCCUCCUCCCAUAAAACCUAAACCAAGUGCACCCAAGGCAAAUGUGAAAAAAUUGGAUCCAAACCUGUUAAAAACCAUUGAGGCGGGUAUUAGACCAAAACCUAGACCAGGUCUGACACAAGCUGAUGAUGAUCAGUCUGAUAAUUAUGCAGAACCUAUAGACACUAUUUUUAAGCGCAGAGGUGUUACUGAUGAUAUCUAUGCUGUUCCAGAUGAUAGUCAGAAUCGUGUAAUUAAAAUUCGAAACUCAUUUAUAAUAAACAAUGCCCAAGGAGAUGAAGAAAAUGGAUUUCCUGAUAGAAUUUCAAAGACCCAUGGAGAAAGAAGGCCUUCAAAAUACAAAUACAAAUCUAAAACAUUGUUUAGUAAAGCCAAAUCAUAUUAUAGGAGAGCACAUUCAGAUGCAAGUGAUGAUGAAGCUUUUACAACCUCUAAAACAAAAAGAAAGGGAAGACAUCGUGGCAGUGAAGAAGAUCCACUUCUGUCCCCUGUUGAAACGUGGAAAGGUGGCAUUGAUAAUCCUGCUAUUACAUCAGAUCAAGAGUUGGAUGAUAAAAAGAUGAAGAAGAAAACUCAGAAAGUAAAAGAAGACAAAAAACAAAAAAAGAAAACCAAGACAUUCAAUCCACCAACUCGUAGAAAUUGGGAAAGUAAUUACUUUGGGAUGCCCCUGCAGGAUUUGGUUACACCUGAAAAACCUAUACCACACUUUGUUGAGAAGUGUGUGGAGUUCAUUGAAGACACAGGUCUGUGUACUGAAGGUCUCUAUCGUGUUAGUGGAAAUAAAACUGAUCAAGACAACAUUCAGAAGCAAUUUGAUCAAGAUCAUAAUAUCAGUCUAGAAUCUAUGGAUGUAACGGUAAAUGCUGUGGCUGGAGCUCUUAAAGCCUUCUUUGCAGAUCUGCCAGAUCCUUUAAUUCCUUACUCUCUGCAUCCAGAAUUAGUGGAAGCAUCAAAAAUCCUUGAUAAGACAGAGAGGCUUUAUGAAUUAAAAGAAAUUGUGAAGAAAUUCCAUCCAGUGAACUAUGAGGUCUUCAAAUAUGUAAUAACUCAUCUGAACAGGGUUAGCCAGCAAAAUAGAACCAAUUUUAUGACUGCAGAUAACUUAUCUAUCUGUUUCUGGCCAACUUUGAUGAGACCUGAUUUUGAAAACCGAGAGUUUCUAUCAACGACCAAGAUUCUCCAAUCAGUAAUAGAGACAUUUAUUCAACAGUGCCAGUUCUUCUUCUGUAGUGGAGAAAUUUUAGAAACUUCUGACAAUGUGACACAUCAGCCUCCACCUCUCAACCCAGUGCAGAUGAUAGAUCCAAUUGUACCAUUACAAUUACCACCACCUCUACAACCUCAGCUGAUACAACCACAGUUGCAAGCAGAUCCUCUUGGUAUUAUUUAAAUAAAACUUAGUAAAAGGAAGAUGAUUGCUGGCAGCCUGGCAUUGGAUAAAAAAGGAAAACUAGACAUGCAUGUUUCAAGAUACAAAAACAACUUUCAUGCUUACAAAAGAAUUUGGAUCCAAACAAGGACAUUUUUGUUGUAGUCAUACUAUACACCAUAAAUACUGCAGGUUAAAAUUAUGUUAUUAGCAUGACUGGAGAGGUUUAAUUUUUUUAAACAAAACUAAAGUGCAAAGCUGCUGUUGCAUGAACAUUUAUUGCAAUCACUAUCAUUCCUGUGACAAUUUGUCACAAUAUAUUGUGAAUAAAAUUUUUCUAUAGAAAUGUAAUGAUUAAAUAAAUCAUUUUAUGUAACAUUCAAUGCUUACAGCCUGCUUUAGGGCUGUUUUUGUUAUUUAAUAUCCUUUUUUUCUGGCAAUUUCAUUCCAAUUUAGUCAUUUGCUGUGGGCAGCUGAAAAACAACUGUAUCUUAUUUGUAAACUCCAAGCUACUUAUGCUACAGUAUGCUUAGUUUCAGAGAGAACAUAAACUGCACUGUUAUAAAUACAAUUCCCCACCUUCCAUUUCUCUUAAAUAAACUUGUGGACAUUUUUGUUUGAGGGAUUAAUCAAAUUAUUUUUUCUUACAGCACAAUACCAAGGACAUGCUUAUUGUAAAAGUGACUUUAACCAUUGUCAAAAAUGUUGCUCUUAUCUACUUUCCCCUUACUUUGCAUUCAAGAAUGAAACAAUUUGUAAUACUGUUAAUUCUGUAAACAGUUGCAUGUUUGAAAGAUCAUUGAUGGUCUUGUAAACCUAAUCUAAUAUAUUUUAGAUAUCUUAAUUUUUUCCCCACUGGGGAAUUCAUCUAGUAUGUAGAAAAUAGUUUGACAUUUUCAUAUAAGGUUAUAUAACUUUUCAUAAAUGAGAAUUUUGUUGUAGCGUAAACUAUCUAAACCAAACAAUCUAUGACUUAAAUUUAACACAUGAUAUAUUUUUCUGUGGCCCUUUACAGUAUAAAAAAAGCAUUGCUAAUACAUAGCAAUAAAUACUUUGGGUACUGAGCAUCUUAAUGUGUACAUAAAAGGACAUUUGUAUUCAUGUGGGUUUUUUUCUGUGCUCUAUUGUACUAAAAUUCAAAAUGAUUGUGUUUGCACCAUUUAAAAAAAAAUUUUUCUUUUACAUUGGUACAAGUUUUGCUGUAAAAGAAUGCUGCUUAAUUUUAAACCAUUCUUGGUUAAUCUUUGUUAAAUGUGCUAGAAGGCUAAAAUUGUGAAUCAGAUUUGGGUGGAGCCUAACAAUAUUUGAAUUUCCCUUGCUUUCUCUCCCCCCCACCCCAAUAUUCAAAAUAUCUUUCUUUUUUUAAAAAGAAACUGGUUUAUUCAGCUGCUGGGAUAUCUUGAGUAGAUUAAAAAACUUUAUGAUCAUGAUUGUAAUCUUCAUACUUUUUUUAACCUAUUAUAGCAAGUAGAACAUUUUUAAUUAUUAACAUUCUUAAUAGCUUGAUUUGCAAAGAUUAAGAAUUAAGGUUCUUAAGAGCUUUCUCUAAAAUAAAAAUUGCCUUUUUCAAUUGUUAUGUCCUAGGUAUUGUACUUCUAAUGACAUGGAUUACAAUUCUAGUUAAAAUACCAUAACCCAAGCUGCUGUUGAAGUAUUUGUAUAUUAUAAAUUAUCUUGAUAUUUGUGUUAUAUUCUUGCAAGUAAUUAUCUUUUCUAAAAAAACACACCCCAAAAACCAAAAAACAACCCCUAUUCCAAUUGAAAGCACACAGGAUAUAAAAAUAAUAAAGAUUUUGUCCUGUAAAAGUAGUAGCAUUAACCUGUUUUACCUUACAUCUGUUGUUGAAAUAGCUUUUAUUUAUAGUCAUCAGUUUAACAUAGGCAUGUUAAGAAAAACAAUUAAUCUUCAAGAGUUUUUAUAAACUGUUUCUAGGUUGCUAAAGAAUUUAUUUUUCUACUAUAGAUGGUAUAGACAAAAGCAUCAAACUGUACAGAAAAAGCUUAUUUCUAUUGCAAGUAGGCUUAAAUUUUUCAGUCAUAUCCAUUUGAAGAAUUUGUCUUAACUGAGUGGACAUAGUUUUUCCAUUUAGAAUUCUGUCUCUUUGUAAACUAGUGUAAUUUUAGUUAAAUGAGGUGUUAAACUCUUCUACCUAUACAGAUAGGUUCCCAGAAUUUGUUUCCAGGUUGUUUUAGACAACUAUUUGUAACAACCUGAAAUUUAGUUUAUCCAUAAGUUGUUAAAAUGCUGCUCUUUUAGUUGGCCUAGGGCAUGAUCCACCAAGGCAGUGUUCAUCUUGGUACUCUUUUUGUAUGCAGCAUUGCGUAAGUAUGCCUGUGUCCCAUAGGCAUAUCCCAUAACCACAAACAGCUUUCACACUUUCUGCUGUUACUUGAAGCUACCAAGUGGACUGUGUUCCCAGUGGAUCAUGUAUGUAGGCUGCAAACCUCAUUAACAUCUAAGUAAACAUUUGUGUCACCUACUUGUUGUUCCUUCUGUGACCUUUACAUCAGAAUUGAAGUGCUGUCAAUGUUACCCACAAGACUCUUAGCAGCACACAUUUUUGUACCUGUCAUGUUUGCUUCACAUACAUGUACCCCUUUCCCAUUUAAAAACAGUUGGUAGGGGUUGCUAAUUGAAAACAGGAGGAACAUCAGAUAUACAUGGUAUUUGCAGGGUUAAACAGCCUUAUAAUCUUAAUGAUAUACAUGGUAUAAAAAGCAGGCCUACAUGGAAUUACUACAUACAUAGCAGUUUGGUUCAUUUUUGUUGGCUAAAGGAGUAGUCCCUUAUAGCUUGCUUUUAUAAACUUUCAAGCCAAGGAAAAUGGUUAAUGUUGUGAAUUCAGUCCAUUUUACAGUAAUGUGAACAGUGCUCAACAAUUGUCCAUUUGACUGUUACAUCCUUCAUACUGACUUUUGAUAUAUUUUGUGUGUUCCUCAUAUGUACAGCUUAGACUGCAGUCCCAGGCACAAUUGUGCUUACUAAGUCCCAUUGAGAUCAGUGAGAUGGAUUGUAGCCUUAGGCUCCAAUCCUGAGCACAGUUACUAGGGAGCUGAAGUUAGUGGGACUUGUUUCUCAAUAACUAUGCUUAGGAUUGUGCUUUUGUGUGUGUAAUGAGUAUUUGAGCAUCUUAUGAGUGUAUUUAGUCCCACAUAUAAACAUUUAAGUGGCAUUUUAUAUUAAAUGAUGUUUUACAGAUUAUUUUUACAUUGCACUCUAACUUUAAGGAUUUUAAUAUAGUGUAAAUAGAUAUACAUCUUUUAAUGAAGAGCACCAAUUUUCCACAACAUAUUUUUUUCUGCAUUACUUGAAUAAUGGUUGCUAGAAAUUACCAUUGACUUGUUUAUUUUUUGCGGUACUGGAGUUUAGUUUCUAAUCUCUUUAAAACUGUAAAGUGAGCUAAUUGGAAAACUUUUUUAAAAAAUAGGCCUUAGCUUCCAUUGUGAUUUCAUUUUUUACAGUAACUGUGAUGCUCUAUCAGCUGAAUAUAUAUACUUUUUUAAGUUGGUUGUUUAUAAUUCAUGUACUCUUGUCACACCACCUACAGAAUGCUACAGUGAAUUAAAUAUCAGCGAAGCUUAUCUGUAUGCAGAAUGCAAUGAAUAAAACAUUAAGAUGCC